Dermochelys coriacea (leatherback sea turtle) is the source of this 5116-nucleotide messenger RNA. RefSeq names its product LHFPL tetraspan subfamily member 2 (gene LHFPL2). Gene Ontology annotation, cellular component: membrane. Bases 1557 to 2243 code for a protein of 228 amino acids. The transcript is spliced from 5 exons. The record is from RefSeq and is a predicted model, not a curated record. NCBI's taxonomy places the organism in Eukaryota, Metazoa, Chordata, Testudines, Dermochelyidae.
CGCUUAACUCCUCUGGGGGCACCCCACGCCGUUCCCUCCCCGACCGCCCUGGCGAGCCUCCCAAUGAGCCUGCAUUUCCUCUGCCGGACACCCCAUCCCCCUUCAGCCGCCACUACGCCCCCUUUCCCUCAGGACCCUGGGGCACUCCAGCCUCCCUUUACCCUGGGAUGCCUCUCGCCCCCUCCCCCCCGCUACACCCUCUCGGCCCCCCACUACAUUCCCUUUACCCUGGGACACCCCCGACCCUCUCACCCCCCACUACACCCCCUUUACCCUAGGGUACCCCAUCUCUCCUUCACCCCCGAUUGCACACACUACCUCAGGAUACCCCCAUAGCCUCGCUACCCCCCCACUGUACCCUACACCCUCUUUCCCUCAGGACACCGCCCUACCCCCGGUACACCCCUUUACCCCAGGGUAGCCCCACUGCACCCUUCCCCCUCUACCUCCGGCCACUCCCAUCCCCUCUCGACCCCUCCCUAGCCCCCCGUGCCACACUAGGACACCCCCGUCAUUGCACCUUCUCGACCCAAGGUCACCCCCACACCGCCUUUCAGCCCUUCUAGCUCAGGGCACCCCCGUCCCGCCUAUGCCCCCAGGACGCCCCAUCGCUUCCUCUACCCCUAGGAAACCCUUGCCCCGUUACACCUCCCUGAGCCUGUCUGCGCCCCCUCCCCAGGACUCCCCCCAGCCUGGCAGGCGCGCCUGGGGCUGGCCUUGGCUGGGGGAGGCGAUGGCGGAGCGGGGGACGUCAGUGUAAGUGGGCCGGCCCUGGGCAGGGCAGAGCCUCUUCGCUCGCUCCCUCCCUCCCGCUGCAGGGAAGCAGCAGGGUCCGCGCUAAGCUCCCAGCCCCGUGCCUCAGUGAAUGGUCCGGCGUCCGGGUGCGACUGGGGGGGCGGGGGAGCCCGGCCGCCGCGGGGGCAAAGGCAGCGCCUGGGGAGCCGGAGUGAGACCAGUCCCAGCGCCCCGUGCCGCCUGGCACCGGGGAUUACCAGCCCGGGAGCCUGCAGAGCAGCAGCAGCACUAAAGUUGCAAGGGGCAGGCGGGUGUUCCUGGUCUUCUGAAGUGGUCAACCAGAUUCCCUUAAAGUGGUCCUCUGAGUUAUCACACAGACGUGCAUGGUGUUUUAAAAACCAGAAGAAGAUGGAGUCUAUGCCCUGAUCUAUUGAAUCCUGCAGUGAUAUCCAAGCAUACUCUCUUGUCAUCCUGGAGUCAAAUUUUGCUAAGUGUGUGAUGUAAAAGCAGUGGGCAGUCCUUGGGCCCUCCCCCACACUAUUGUAAUGUCAUGUGCCAGUAUGAAUAUUAAAGCAGAAACGCAUACUUCAGUACUCAGCAACCAAAGGAGAAACUAAACACUGAGAACAAAUGACUGGACUUCUUGCAAAACUUUGGGCUGCUAACUGCUUCUCCUUCCCUGCUAUUGUGAAACAGCUAGAAGAGCAGAACUGAAGCAGCAUUUUUUGUGGAUAUUUUCUCUUUUUUUAAUUUAAUUUUUUCCCCUUUGUUUUGGGUUUCAGACUCUCAAACUGCACUGACCAUAAGCACUGGACAGCAAUAUGUGUCAUGUCAUUGUAACUUGUCGCUCAAUGCUGUGGACACUCCUGAGUAUUGUCGUGGCUUUUGCAGAGCUCAUAGCUUUCAUGAGUGCAGAUUGGCUAAUUGGCAAAGCCAAGCCUGUGAGCUCUGAAGAUAUGGACAACAGGACAGGAGGCUCACAGGCGCCUUACCAUCCAACUUUAGGCAUCUAUGGACGUUGCACCAGAAUCUCCCACAUGCAGGUUUCCAGACGGGACACGCUUUGUGGGCCCUAUGCAGAGAACUUUAAUGAGAUUGCCAGUGGGUUCUGGCAGGCUACCGCUAUUUUCCUAGCUGUGGGGAUCAUGAUUCUCUGUGCUGUGGCAUUUGUGUCUGUCUUUACUAUGUGUGUGCAGAGUAUAAUGAAAAAAAGUAUUUUUAAUGUCUGUGGGCUGCUACAAGGGAUUGCAGGCCUCUUCCUUAUCUUAGGCUUGAUGCUGUACCCUGCGGGCUGGGGCUGCCAGAAGGCAAUAAGCUAUUGUGGACAUUAUGCUUCUGCUUAUAAACUAGGAGACUGCUCAUUGGGCUGGGCCUUCUACACAGCUAUCGGUGGCACUGGUCUGACAUUCAUCUGUGCCGUCUUCUCAGCGCAAGCAGAAAUUGCCACAUCUAGUGACAAAGUGCAAGAAGAAAUUGAAGAGGGGAAAAACCUUAUCUGCCUCCUUUAAAUACAAUGGAAAAAAGAUCAAUCAGUGCCUGGGAAACACUGACUUCUAUCUAUUUUGCUUUUAAAUGACUUGAUAAAAGGAUCCACUUACCUGUUUUCACAAUUUGUGUGAUUUAAGCCUUGAACUACUGAACAUUGUAUCACUUGCUGGGCGAUGAGGACCAGAGAAAGGAGGAUCUCAAGCAAAGAGAGUGUAGAUGUGUGGGAAUUCUUGGUGUGACUACACUGUCAGGACUCAGCUGAAUAUACAACUUGAGAGCGAGGCGGGGAAGUGUAUAUAGUGAACAAACGUUGUAAUAUACCUGACAAUUUCUGAUUUUAUUGGAUUGCAUUCUCCACCUUGGUCACUUUGAAGGAUCUGCAUUAAAAUAAUAAAAGCCAGCACACUUCUACUAUGUACAGGACUUGCCUAUUUAAUCAGGUUUUGUUUUCAAGGGCUUCAAUCACUUGUGAAUGUUUUAUUGCCAUCGGGUUUGGUACUAUAGUUGAUAUGGUGGUGCUUGUUGAUGAUUUUUAAAAUUACUUAAAGCACAAUUGGGUUUUUUUGGAUAAUUAAAUGCAUGACAAAGAACAGGGUUGACAUUAAGAUCUUGCUAAAAGUCAUAUAAACUGUAAAGAAAGUGAGGUAGGGGCUCAAAUUAUUUGUUCUGGCAUGAAGCAUCAGUAACAAGUGGUAGGUACAUUAUAUUUUAGCAGCUAGAGUUGAAGUUAAAUUAUUUUUGUUUCAUAGCAGAGCCAGGGGAACUGUCGUUACCCUGGAGUUUACCUAUAUAAAAUGAAAAUGGUAGAAAUAAUGCUUUAGGAUCUAAUGUGUGAAACACUGAACUUUGGAUACAAAAAUGGUGCCUGUACUAGAAAUCCCAGGAAUCCUCAAUAUUUAGGAAAAACACUAUAUUCUCUCUGCAGCACAACUGACAGGGUUAUUUUGUGAAUGCCAACAAGUGUUGACACUCUUCAGUAAAAAUAUGAACUGUAUGUUGGGUUUACAAUUACAGUAUUUCUCUGUUUGCCAAAAGAAACCUCAUUCCCAGUCCACAGACCAGUGUCUCAGAGCCAGUUUAGUCUGAAACAGACUUUCACCCUGCAGGAGACAAUGCCAAAUUCUAAAUGUUUGUGGGAAAAACCUUUUCCCACUCUUUUUAACCACAUUUGGUAUGGACCCAUUUCCAGCACAAUCAGCAGAAGCAGAAAUAUGGCUUGCCACGAGUGACAUUCCUUUCCAAAAUGCGUUCAGUUCAGUCAUAUUACUUGUGUUGUUUCUCCAGUUACUGGAAUUAGUCUGAGAGCAUAUUGGAAGAAAGAAUACUGUACUGUCUUGGGGAUACAUGAGCACAAUUGAGGGUUUAAUAGAUAACUAUUCACUUAAUAUUUGAUUGGAAAUUUUAAAGCAGUUUAUUUCAUGGUGGUGGUAAAAUAAUAUUAGGCACUGAAGGCUGCUGAGCCUAUUGUUAAAAAGGUGUCUGCAAGUUUAUCCAUUUUUCUGUGAUCUUAAAAAUCUAAUACGAUUUGUCUCUGGAUUACAAGAGUGAUUUAUUGUAGAGAAGACCAAAUUUGUAUAGAAACGUGAAGGUUUUGUGUUCUUAUUUUUGCUGCAUCUUUCCUGACCUAGAGCUGAGCGAAAUGCAGCUUGCAUUAACCAUGCACAGUCUUACCAUUGUUAUACCAUUAAAUAUAAAAGGUUUCUUUGGAGCACAUAUGGUUCCUAUGCUUUUUGAAUUCUUUAUCCGCUCUUGUGGAAGUCUCCGUCCUAGGAACAGUUCUUUAGAAAUUAUUGAUCUGUGUGAGAGAUUCUAGUGUAUGCCCAGGCUUCAACUAUAAAGGUUUAAAAAGACAAUGUCGCUAUCUUUUUAAUAAAUGGGUAGUUUGUAAACUCCAGCUGCUGAUAAUGCUGCCUCUAAUAAGUUAAAUCAAUUAAUUUACUUUUUAAAGUGGAAUAAUUUUGUCCUAGUCUGUCCCUGAUAAACCAGACCUGUUACUUCGGACCCAUUAAAUUGAUAGGUUGCAGUAGUGAUCACUACUGCAACCUAUCAAAGUGCUGGAGUAGCAGCCCCAGCAUGUGGAGUGCCAGAGUCCCUGCUUCUCUGUAAAUACAAAUCCAAGCCCCCUAUGUAGCAGUGCUGCUGACACCUCUGUUCUCCUGUGCACGUUCCUGAUGUCAGGGCAGAAUGAUGUGGAAAGCGUUAUGCUAGCCCCAGGGCACAACUUCCCCCUUGGUGAUAUUUAAUUUUUUGUCACCACUGCAUUGUGAGAACCCAGCCUUUCCUUUUGUUAAUCCAGAAUUCACACUUGAGAAACCUGUGUUUUCCCCCCAAUCCCAUUGCAUUCUUAUACAAGAUUUUAAAACGGGUAACUCACUUUUCUUUUAAAUAUUUAACAUAAUAAAAUAAAGCUAUGGGCUGGAACCAUUUAUGCCAAGUGUCUGCAUAGAGCAAGAUUUCUUUUUAAACAAAUUAUAACCACUUGCAAAAAUUGGUGAGUUAGAGCAAAAUUGUAGCCAUGGCAUCAUAAUGUGUCUUAUUUGAAACUGUGCGCCUUUGAAAUAUGUUUCCUUGGACAUACAAAGUAUACCUUAUGAAGCACAUGCUCCAAAUUUUCAACCAUAUUAUUUGUAUGUGGAUGAAUUCUAUAAAAAAAAACACCUUGUAAAAACCUUCUACCAAGAUUAUUGCUUGUUCACAGCUGCUACUACUUUAGAGCCCCCCCCACCCAUUGGAAUGUGCACAAUACAAGCUGGAGCACUAAAACAGCUGUGAUAUAGAACUUUUAACUAGAAGGGAGUCUUAAAUGCUGUGAACAACACAUGGAAUUGGGGUGAAGAUAAACUAUAUUCUUUUUUUAAUGUUGUAAUUUGCUUUUCUUUAGGAAGGUAGUGUG